UUUUUCUUAAGUAAAAUACGUAACGCGUCACUUCUUAAAAAUGUGUUCGUAACUCUUUCUUUAACAUAUAAAAACAACAAAUUACAAUGGAAAGACUUCAACGUUUAUUUGGAUCUGCUGCUGCCGGAUUAGGACAGGGCAUGCAACCUGGUAUGGAUACACCCACUGUUGAUAACGCAGAAAUGGUCUACAUUUCUUCCCUUGCUCUCUUGAAGAUGUUGAAACAUGGUCGUGCUGGUGUUCCUAUGGAAGUCAUGGGUUUGAUGUUGGGUGAAUUUGUUGAUGAUUAUACCGUCCGAGUUAUUGAUGUUUUUGCUAUGCCUCAAAGUGGUACUGGUGUAUCCGUUGAAGCUGUUGAUCCAGUCUUCCAAACAAAGAUGUUGGACAUGUUGAAACAAACUGGAAGACCUGAAAUGGUUGUAGGUUGGUACCAUUCCCAUCCCGGUUUCGGUUGUUGGUUAUCCAGUGUAGAUAUCAAUACUCAACAGAGUUUCGAACAAUUAAAUCCUCGUGCUGUUGCAGUUGUUGUUGAUCCCAUUCAAUCCGUCAAGGGUAAGGUUGUGAUUGAUGCGUUCCGUCUCAUCAACCCUCAAACCGUGAUGCUUGGUCAAGAACCUCGUCAAACCACUUCAAAUAUCGGUCAUUUAAAUAAGCCUUCUAUUCAGGCUUUAAUUCACGGUUUAAACAGACACUACUAUUCCAUUGCUAUCAACUACCGUAAGAAUGAAUUGGAAGAAAAGAUGUUACUUAACUUGCAUAAGAAGGAUUGGACCGAUGGUUUGACAUUAGAGAAUUUCACUGAACAUACCGAAGUCAACGAAAAGAGCGUCUCCAACAUGUUGACAUUAGCAGAAGCAUACAAUAAAUCAGUACAAGAAGAAUUGACCAUGACACCUGAACAACUCAAGACAAGACAUGUUGGUAAACAAGAUCCUAAGCGUCAUUUAGAAGAUAAGGUCGAGUCCGUUAUGGGUAACAAUAUCGUUAUGGCAUUAGGCACAAUGAUUGAUAGUGUUAGUUUCUAAAUUUUGCAAAAAAUGUAUAAAGCACAAGAAUAAAAAAAAAAAAAAUAGUGAUACUGCCAAUUGGGAAAGGAUAUAUUAUUAUUAUA
Messenger RNA from Mucor mucedo, 1111 nucleotides. RefSeq names its product 26S proteasome non-ATPase regulatory subunit 14. NCBI's taxonomy places the organism in Eukaryota, Fungi, Mucoromycota, Mucoromycetes, Mucorales, Mucoraceae. The coding region runs from base 87 to 1025 and encodes 312 amino acids. Gene Ontology annotation, molecular function: metallopeptidase activity; proteasome binding; protein binding. The record is from RefSeq and is a predicted model, not a curated record. Gene Ontology annotation, biological process: proteasome-mediated ubiquitin-dependent protein catabolic process; protein deubiquitination. Gene Ontology annotation, cellular component: proteasome regulatory particle, lid subcomplex. The transcript has 6 exons.